UUGAGAGUGAACGAAAUGAUGCUGCCAGUUGUCCUUUGUUUGCUCCUCUUUUUCUGGGCCGUGAAGCGCGCGAGCCGCGGCCCACCGGGUCCCUGGGGCUUGCCGUUGCUCGGCUAUCUACCAUUCAUCGACCCCGUGAAGCCCUACGUGAGUCUGGCCAAUCUGGCUCAGCGUUACGGCGCAGGAAUAUACGGAAUUUCGCUCGGCAACGUCAAGACGGUCGUUCUGACGGAUGCCAAGCUCAUCCGACACGCCCUCAACAGGGACGAGUGCGCGGGAAGAGCACCUUUGUACCUGACGCAUGGAAUUAUGAACGGAUACGGUAUUAUUUGCGCCGAGGGGAUUAGAUGGAAGGAGCACCGCCGAUUCAUAACGUCUGCGCUAAAGAGCAUGGGAAUGGUGAAAAUCGGCGGCAGUCGCGACUUGUUGGGAAAGCGCGUCAUGGAAGGCGCAGAUGAAUUUGUCAAGAUCAUCAAAGAGAAAUUCGCUCAAGGUGAAGACGCGAUUGAUCCUGCGCCGCUUCUCAGUCAUACUCUCGGAAGUUUGGUCUACGAUAUCGUGUUUGGUAAAAGGUACGAGAGGGACGAUGAGACGUGGGUGUGGUUGCAGCAUCUGCAGGAGGAGGGGACCAAACUGAUUGGUGUCGCUGGGCCUCUGAAUUUUUUGCCAUGGUUUAGAUUUAUCCCAAAAUUCAGAGACUCGAUCAAAUUCCUCCUCGACGGCAAAAAUAAAACUCACGACCUGUAUCGAGAACAGCUCAAGUUUUACCUGGACUCAGGUUUAAUGGGUGGCGAUGCUCAUCUGGCUGGUGCCUACCUGAAAGAGGUUGAAGAAAGGACCAAGACAGGGGACGUAAGCACUUUCACCGAGCCCCAGGUGCUGCACGCACUCGCGGACAUUUUCGGCGCUGGCCUCGACACCACCAACGCCACCCUCAAGUGGUUCUUGCUCUUCAUGGCCCUUCACCCCGAAGUGCAGUCGAGAGUCAAGGCUGAGCUGGACGAAGCCGCACUCGCCAGAGAUGAACGCAACCCGAGAAUGAGUGAUUUGUCCUGCUGCCCUUAUACCGAAGCUGCCAUCUCGGAGACGCAGCGCCUGCGGUCGGUUGUGCCCACUGGAAUUCCGCACGGCGCCAUUCAGGAUGUCGAAAUCGGAGGCUACACAAUUGAAGCGGGCACCAUGAUCAUGCCCUUGCAAUGGGCUGUACACACUGACCCAAAACUGUGGGGAAAUGAUGUCAUGCAGUUUAACCCUGAAAGGUUCCUUAACUCUGACGGAAGAAUAUCCAAACCUGAAUACUUCAUGCCAUUCCAAUCAGGAAAACGCGUGUGCCUGGGCGAAGAACUCGGUCGAAUGCUCCUCUUUGCGUUCGCCUCAGCCGUCAUCUUCAAUUUCAGCGUCUCCGUCGCUGGAGACGAGGAUGUGGAGUCUGUGCUGGAAGGCGAUUGCGGCAUAACGCUGAAUCCCAAGGCACACAAGUUGAUUUUCAAACCACACCUGCCCAUUUGAUUGCAUUCACCGGCCGACGACACAUAAAUCCUCAUAAAAACGUCUGCAGUGCUGGGGACUUACAAGCGAAAAAAAUGUUCCGCGCACUUUCCGAAAUGCACUUCAUGUAGAGCGCCGAAAAUAAAUAAAUCAGAACUUAAUUGAAUGUCAUAA
Molecule: messenger RNA, 1662 nt
Organism: Cloeon dipterum
Lineage: Eukaryota; Metazoa; Arthropoda; Insecta; Ephemeroptera; Baetidae
Gene: phtm
Product: phantom
Exons: 7
Coding region: 16-1509 (497 amino acids)
Biological process (GO): xenobiotic metabolic process
Cellular component (GO): cytoplasm; intracellular membrane-bounded organelle
Molecular function (GO): oxidoreductase activity, acting on paired donors, with incorporation or reduction of molecular oxygen, reduced flavin or flavoprotein as one donor, and incorporation of one atom of oxygen; iron ion binding; heme binding
Source: RefSeq, a predicted model, not a curated record